AUUUGCGAUAAACUCAAGUUGAGGGACCAAUUUGAGAAACGGACCGCACUUAGGGGAGCUAAUUGCAUUUUACGGAAUGACAAUGGGGUCAUUGCUACAAAAUAACGGGUAACUUUUUCUCUCUCUAGAAAACAAAAUCUCCAAAGCAAAACUUCCUGAAAAUAUUCAAGAGAGUGUCUACCUCUACUCCUCUGUCUCUGCUGCUCUUGCAUGGACCUGUGGAGUCUCUCGGAAAAGAGGAUGACGAUGGCCAGAGAAUCAAGAAAAAAGAAGAAGAGAAAAGAUGAAGAUGAAGAUGGUCUCGGUCGACUGCCUCGUUCCUCUCUCCAUAUUCCCAGAAAUCCUUCAGAUAUAGGAAGAGUACUGCAGUUUAUUGUCCGAAAGCAAGCAAGAAAGAGUCUGCAGAUAUUCGGGUCGGAAAAAAACUUGAAGCAAUUCUCCUUGUGUUACAAAGAUAAGAAGAAACUCUCUAUGAGCAGAAUGCUGAGGAUGUCUUGGUGAAUAUGGAGCAAGAACCAUCGGACUUCCUCCAGGAUGCCCUUCUUCCCAUCAUGAAGGGUCUCAUAGCUGAAGCUCUGUUCAAACAUUGUAACGAGGAUGUGAGAGUUACGGUGGCAUCUUGCCUCAGUGAGAUUCUGAGGAUAGCAUCACCGGUACAGCCAUAUAAUGACGAUCAGAUGAAGGAAAUUUUUCAACUGAUCGCGGAGGCUUUUUCGAAGCUAUCAGAACCGUCGACACGGUGUUAUGAAAAGGCCCUUUCUAUACUUGAAACCAUUGCAAGGGUCAAGGCAUGUCUGCUGAUGCUUGACCUUGAAUGCGAGGCACAAAUUCUUCAUAUGUGCCAACAUUUCUGGGUAUUUACUAGAUCCAAUCCAUCUGCUGAUGAAUCCUGGGCUGUGGAACAAAUCAUGGCUGACAUCCUCGCUGAAAGUGAAGAUAUCAGCCCAGAUCUUCUGAAUCAUCUCCUAGCUAGUGUCCUUAAGGAGAAUGAGAAAGCGGCACCUUCCGGUUGGAAAUUGGGAGAGAAACUAAUCUUGGAUUUUGCAGCAAAGCUGAGACCUAGUGGUUCUCCUGAACAUGGCAUUGCUGAUCUCCCACAUUCCAAGAGUUCAGUACUACCCAGGAAAAGGGAACCGAAAGCCAAUUCAUUAAUGAGACCCGAGGAAGGUUAUAAUCUUUCUUGGCUGUACAGAGAGGGUCAAACUACUAAAGAAACCCACAAAAGAAGGAUCUCCUUAAGCAGAAGUGAUCUUUCGGCUAUGCCUAUGGCUUCUACAAUGAAGAGAAGAACUAUAUUGAGGUCAAACAUGAAGAGGGGUGAGGCAGCUCUGCUUCCCAAUGAUCUUAGAGAUGAAAGAAUGAAGUUGCCAACCAAAGGAGGAAACGACGCUAGUAAAGGCACCUCAAAGGAGUCUUCAGUGAUUGCCGAUGGAUUAAUUGGUCGGAGAGUAAAGGUCUGGUGGCCAUUGGAUGAGAUGUUCUAUGAUGGCCGAAUUCAAUCUUAUGACCCUAUAAUGAAAAAGCACAAGGUUUUGUACGAUGACGGGGACCAAGAAAUCUUAAACCUUGAGAAGGAAUGUUGGGAGAUCAUUGAGGAUGAUUUGCCAGAUGAGCAUCGACAGGUGGCUGUUAAUCCCAAACCCAUUACUUCACCUGUCUUACUGAGAAAUUCAAAUGGGAAUGAAAAAAGUCUUCUCUCAACGGAGAAAUUGAACUCCAAAGAUGAUGUUAAAAGGGCUGGAGCAACCACUGAAGCAACCACUGGAUUGCUAGAAGUUGAAGACGCUCCAAGUUUGGGCAACCAAUAUGUAGGUGGAGACGUGUCCAGUGAUGAUGAAAGCACUAAGGAUAAUGUCUUUGAGUUCAGGGCACGAUCAAAGGAUGUCCAGCUAGAAAAUUCUAGUAUGAGCACAUCCAAUGAUUCAACUCCUGAAGCUAGCCUGCGAAGAGCAAUCAGAGUAGGAUCAAAGGAUUUGCAACUUGAUGAUGAAAGUACUGAGGAUAAUGUUUUCGAGUUUAGGGCACGAUCAAAGGACGUCCAACUAGAAAAUGCUAGUAUGAGCACGUCCGAUGAUUCAACUCCAGAAGCUAGCCCGCCAAGACCACUCAGGGUUGGAAUAAAGAAUUUGCAACUCGAAAAUCCCAGUACAGGCACAUCCAGUGAUUCGACUCCAGAAGCCAGCCCGCUUAAAUAUAUCGGGGCAAAAUCAAAGGAUGUUCAACUAAAAAACACAUCCAAUGGUUCAACUCCAGAAGCUGGCCCUCCUAGAUGUAUCAGGGCGAAAUCAAAGGAUGUCCAACUACAAAGCACAUCCGAUGAUUCAACUCCAGAAGGUAGCCCACCCAGACCUUGGGGACUGUGGCGGAGUCGGCGGCCCUAAUAUGGAACUCAAGGGUGCAGAGCAUGGGAACAGCUGUAGUUUUGGUGAAAUCAUAGGAGUAAUAAAUCUUAAAAGGGUAUCAAGAUGCAAGAGCUUACAAUUUAGCUCCCUGUACAAAGAUACAGAAGUUGAAGAAGUUCCGGAUGUCCAGCAGCUUUUAGUUAUCAGCCCUUGUAUGUAUAUAGAUUCUUUUCUUGCUUUUGUAAAUGUGAGUUGAUUAUAGUUCUUAGCAACAAAAUAGAAACGCAAGAAUGUAACGAGCUAUGGCUCAUAUUAAAUUU
Molecule: messenger RNA, 2662 nt
Organism: Eucalyptus grandis
Lineage: Eukaryota; Viridiplantae; Streptophyta; Magnoliopsida; Myrtales; Myrtaceae
Exons: 13
Coding region: 504-2381 (625 amino acids)
Biological process (GO): DNA repair; mitotic sister chromatid cohesion
Cellular component (GO): nucleus; chromatin
Source: RefSeq, a predicted model, not a curated record